AUGAACUGGAGGUUUGUUGAGCUCCUCUACUUCCUGUUUGUAUGGGGCCGUAUCUCAGUGCAGCCCUCCCACCAGGAGCCAGCUGGGACAGACCAACAUGUCUCCAAGGAAUUUGAUUGGCUUAUUUCAGACAGGGGGCCUUUCCACCACUCCAGGAGCUACCUAUCCUUUGUGGAAAGACACCGUCAAGGAUUUACAACCAGAUAUAAAAUAUACAGGGAGUUUGCCCGUUGGAAGGUGAGGAACACAGCCAUAGAGAGGAGAGACCUGGUCCGCCAUCCAGUGCCCCUCAUGCCGGAGUUUCAAAGGAGCAUCCGUCUGCUUGGCAGAAGACCAACUACUCAGCAGUUUAUUGAUACCAUCAUCAAAAAAUACGGCACCCACCUGCUCAUCUCUGCUACAUUGGGAGGAGAGGAAGCUUUGACCAUGUACAUGGACAAAAGUCGCCUUGACCGGAAGUCAGGGAAUGCCACUCAGAGUGUUGAAGCUUUGCACCAGCUUGCAUCAUCCUAUUUUGUCGACCGUGAUGGCACCAUGAGAAGGCUCCAUGAGAUCCAGAUAUCAACUGGAGCGAUUAAGGUCACAGAGACACGCACUGGGCCUUUGGGCUGCAACAGCUAUGACAAUCUGGACUCUGUGAGUUCCGUCCUCCUGCAAAGCACGGAAAGCAAACUGCACCUUCAAGGUCUUCAGAUAAUCUUCCCACAAUAUCUGCAAGAGAAGUUUGUUCAGUCAGCUCUGAGCUACAUCAUGUGCAAUGGUGAGGGAGAGUAUGUGUGUCAGAACAGCCAGUGUCGCUGCCAGUGUGCAGAGGAGUUCCCACAGUGCAACUGUCCCAUUACCGACAUCCAGAUCAUGGAGUUCACACUGGCUAACAUGGCCAAGGCCUGGACCGAAGCUUACAAGGACCUGGAGAAUUCAGAUGAGUUUAAGUCAUUUAUGAAGCGUCUCCCAAGCAACCACUUCCUGACCAUUGGUAGUAUCCACCAACACUGGGGUAAUGACUGGGAUCUGCAGAGCCGUUACAAGCUCCUGCAGAGCGCCACUGAGGCUCAGAGGCAGAAGAUACAGCGCACAGCCCGCAAGCUCUUUGGUCUCAGCGUGAGAUGCCGCCACAAUCCCAACCACCAGCUGCCUAGAGAGAGGACAAUUCAGCAGUGGCUUGCACGGGUUCAGUCACUUCUCUACUGCAAUGAGAAUGGCUUCUGGGGAACCUUCCUGGAGAGCCAGAGGAGUUGUGUGUGCCAUGGUAGUACCACCCUGUGCCAGCGCCCAAUCCCAUGCAUCAUAGGUGGGAACAACAGCUGUGCCAUGUGCAGCCUGGCAAACAUCUCACUCUGUGGCUCCUGCAAUAAGGGCUACAAGCUCUACAGAGGCCGCUGCGAACCACAGAAUGUGGAUUCUGAGCGGAGCGAGCAGUUCAUUAGCUUUGAGACCGACCUGGACUUCCAGGACUUGGAAUUGAAGUACCUGUUGCAGAAGAUGGACUCACGCCUCUAUGUUCACACUACCUUCAUCAGCAAUGAGAUUCGCCUUGAUACAUUCUUUGACCCUCGGUGGCGCAAGCGCAUGUCCCUUACUCUCAAGAGCAACAAGAACCGCAUGGACUUCAUCCACAUGGUGAUUGGCAUGUCCAUGCGUAUCUGUCAGAUGCGCAACAGCAGCCUGGACCCCAUGUUCUUUGUCUAUGUCAAUCCUUUCAGUGGCAGCCAUUCAGAGGGCUGGAACAUGCCCUUUGGGGAAUUUGGCUACCCACGUUGGGAGAAGAUCCGUCUGCAAAACAGCCAAUGCUACAACUGGACUCUCUUGCUGGGCAAUCGGUGGAAAACUUUUUUUGAGACUGUCCAUAUUUACCUGCGUAGUCGGACUCGGCUACCCACCCUACGUAAUGAGACUGGCCAGGGCCCCGUGGACCUGUCGGAUCCUUCCAAGAGGCAAUUCUACAUUAAGAUAUCCGACGUGCAGGUGUUCGGGUACAGCCUGAGGUUCAAUGCUGACCUCCUUCGAAGUGCCGUGCAACAAGUGAAUCAGUCCUACACACAGGGUGGUCAAUUCUAUUCCUCUUCAUCUGUGAUGCUCCUCAUGUUGGACAUUCGGGACCGAAUAAAUCGUCUGGCCCCUCCAGUGGCUCCAGGAAAGCCCCAGCUGGACUUGUUUUCCUGUAUGCUGAAGCACCGCCUGAAGCUGACUAACAGUGAGAUCAUCAGGGUGAACCAUGCCUUGGACCUCUACAACACUGAGAUCCUCAAACAGUCCGACCAGAUGACAGCCAAACUCUGCUAA
Arvicola amphibius (Eurasian water vole) is the source of this 2283-nucleotide messenger RNA. It is a transcript of the gene Brinp1, whose product is annotated as BMP/retinoic acid inducible neural specific 1. The record is from RefSeq and is a predicted model, not a curated record. Gene Ontology annotation, biological process: positive regulation of neuron differentiation; negative regulation of mitotic cell cycle. The transcript has 7 exons. NCBI's taxonomy places the organism in Eukaryota, Metazoa, Chordata, Mammalia, Rodentia, Cricetidae. Bases 1 to 2283 code for a protein of 760 amino acids.